Messenger RNA from Pipistrellus nathusii (Nathusius's pipistrelle), 912 nucleotides. Lineage: Eukaryota; Metazoa; Chordata; Mammalia; Chiroptera; Vespertilionidae. The record is from the annotation of a GenBank genome assembly.
AUGUCAUCAGAAAAGUCAGGCCUCCAGGACUCCGUCCCGCACACCUCGCCGCCGCCCUACAACGCCCCGCAGCCGCCCGCCGAGCCCCCCGCGGCCCCGCCGGCGGCCCCGGCGCACCACCACCACCACCACCACUACCACCAGUCGGGCACCGCCACCCUCCCGCGCCUGGGGGCCGGCGGCCUGGCGGCGUCCGGGGCCUCGGCGGCGCGCGGGCCCUCGUUCUCCGCCACCCUGCCGCGGCCCCCGCACCACGCGCCGCCCGGCCCGGCCCCCGGGGCGCCCCCGCCCGGCUGCGCCACCUUGCCCCGCAUGCCGCCCGACCCCUACCUGCAGGAGACCCGCUUCGAGGGCCCGCUGCCCCCGCCGCCGCCCGCCGCCGCCGCCCCGCCGCCGCCCGCGCCCCCGCACGCCGCCCAGGCCCCCGGCUUCGUGGUGCCCACGCACCCCGGGGCGGUGGGCACGCUGCCGCUGGGGGGCUACGUGGCCCCCGGGUACCCCCUGCAGCUGCAGCCCUGCACCGCCUACGUGCCGGUCUACCCCGUGGGCGCGCCCUACGCCGGGGGAACCGGGGGCGCGGGAGUGGCCUCCACGCUGCCCACGCCGCCGCAGGGCCCGGGGCUGGCCCUGCUGGAGCCCAGGCGCCCGCCGCACGACUACAUGCCCAUCGCCGUGCUGACCACCAUCUGCUGCUUCUGGCCCACCGGCAUCAUCGCCAUCUUCAAGGCGGUGCAGGUGCGCACGGCGCUGGCGCGCGGAGACAUGGUGUCGGCCGAGAUCGCGUCGCGCGAGGCGCGCAACUUCUCCUUCAUCUCGCUGGCGGUGGGCAUCGCGGCCAUGGUGCUCUGCACCAUCCUCACCGUGGUCAUCAUCAUCGCCGCGCAGCACCACGAGAACUACUGGGACCCGUGA